Effrenium voratum is the source of this 1281-nucleotide messenger RNA. The record is from the annotation of a GenBank genome assembly. NCBI's taxonomy places the organism in Eukaryota, Dinophyceae, Suessiales, Symbiodiniaceae.
AUGGGCGAGUGGCGGAGAGAGCAGGAAGCGGUGGAUCAGCAAACCAGCGAGCUGACACGACGGCUUCGGAAUUACAAGGCUGAGAUCGCGAUGUUGGAGCAGACGCUCCAAGAGCAGGCGACCAAAGAUCCGGAGGAGAUGGCUGCGAAUUUCAGCAAGGAGGCCAAGGAACUGCGCAGCAAGGAAGCUGAGCUUUCUCGCGCUUCGGCAGAUUUGGAGAAGCAGGUCGGUGACUGCGAGCAACGCGCCGCCCGCAGCCAUGCAGCUGAGCGCGACUGCGAGCGGGUGCUGUCGACGCUGCGGCAGCAGGGCAAGGAGAUGCGGCAGCGGCUCAUGGCUGCGGAGAAGAAGGUGAGCGACCUGGGCUCCGAGGAGCAGGGCCUGGUCAGCGCCCGGUCCAACAUCCUUCGACAGAGCCUCGUGGAAGGCAUCGAGGUCCCGUUGCUGCGGGGCGGUGCCCAAGCUUUGCAGGAGCUUGCCGAGGAGAGCCAAUCAGCUUCCGCGCCCACCCAGCAGUCUCCCAGCGAUGCUGCGAACAGCAUUUUGGUGGACUUCUCAUUGCUGCCGGAGGAGAAGCAAGCGGCGUCCCACGGACCCGCAGCUCAGAUGCUGGAGGGGGAGUACCGCGCGGAGCUGGACCGCUUGCACACGGAGCUGGAGCGCCUCAGCCCCAACUUGAAGGCCAUGGACCAGCUCCACAGCGUCAGCGAACAUCUGCAGGCUGCUUCGCAUGAAGCCGACACGGCGCGAAAGAGCAUCGAAGAGAUCGAGGGGAAGUUCGAGGCCGUGCGGAAGUCCCGUAAGGAGAAGUUCAUGGAUUGCUUCCAGAAAGUCUCUGCGGCCAUCGGCCCCGUGUACCGACGCCUCACUGCACAGAACGGCGCAGAUGGCGGAUCCGCGUAUCUGGACUUGGAGGACAGCGAAGAUCCCUUCAACGGCGGCAUUAAGUUCACGGCCAUGCCGCCGGCCAAGCGCUUCCGCGACAUGCAUCUGCUUUCUGGGGGUGAGAAGACCUUGGCUGCCAUGGCACUGCUCUUCGCAGUGCACUCCUUUCAACGCCCGCCCUUCAUGGUGCUGGAUGAGGUGGAUGCUGCUCUGGAUGCCAACAACGUGCGGGCUUUAUCGAAGUACGUGGAGCAGGCUGACUGCCAGACCAUCGUGAUCUCGCUGAAGGAUCGCUUCUUCAUCCGAGCAGACGCUUUGGUGGGCGUGUGGAAGAAUAAGCCGCAGGAGACAUCUGCCAUCCUCACAUUGGAUCUGACCAAGUAUGCGGAGUCGUGA